CAUUCACAUCACCUUAGCCAUAACAAGUCCUAUAUUACACAAGUGAAGUUCUUGUUCUUUCUCAAGAGAAUAAUUGAAAUCAUCAACAAUAUUCAUUCUCUUUAAGCAAACAAUAACAUUCUAAUGACUAUCCAAACAAUGGAACAAGAGUUGAUUUUCAAGUCUAAGCUUCCUGAUAUUUACAUUCCCAAACACCUUCCUCUUCAUUCAUAUUGCUUUGAAAAUCUAUCAAAAUAUGGUUCACGUCCUUGCCUCAUCAAUGCUCCAACUGCUGAAAUUUACACCUACUAUGAUGUCCAACUCACCGCGCAAAAAGUCGCCUCCGGUCUCAACAAACUUGGCAUCCAACAGGGGGAUGUCAUCAUGGUUCUUCUCCCUAAUUGCCCGGAAUUUGUGUUCGCCUUUCUCGGUGCUUCUUUUCGCGGCGCCAUAAUGACUGCCGCCAAUCCCUUCUUCACUUCAGCUGAGAUUGCUAAACAAGCAAAAGCUUCCAAUACUAAGUUGCUUGUAACACAAGCUUGUUACUAUGACAAAGUUAAGGAUUUGGAAAAUGUGAAGCUGGUUUUCGUGGAUUCUUCCCCGGAGGAGGACAAUCACAUGCAUUUCAGUGAGCUGAUUCAGGCUGAUCAGAAUGAAAUGGAAGAGGUAAAAGUGAACAUCAAACCCGAUGAUGUGGUUGCAUUGCCAUAUUCAUCUGGAACAACCGGUCUACCUAAAGGUGUUAUGCUAACACACAAAGGGUUGGUGACAAGCAUAGCACAACAAGUUGAUGGAGAAAAUCCAAAUCUAUAUUAUCACAGUGAAGAUGUCAUACUAUGUGUUCUUCCCAUGUUUCAUAUUUACUCACUCAACUCAGUUUUGCUUUGUGGUUUGAGAGCUAAAGCUUCAAUAUUAUUAAUGCCAAAGUUUGACAUUAAUGCAUUUUUUGGCCUUGUUACUAAAUACAAAGUCACCAUUGCUCCUGUUGUGCCACCAAUUGUUUUGGCUAUUGCUAAGUCACCUGAACUUGAUAAAUAUGACCUUUCAUCCAUUAGGGUAUUGAAAUCUGGUGGGGCCCCACUUGGUAAAGAACUUGAGGAUACUGUUAGGGCCAAAUUUCCCAAAGCUAAAUUGGGACAGGGUUAUGGGAUGACUGAAGCAGGUCCAGUUUUAACAAUGUGUUUAUCAUUUGCUAAAGAGCCAAUAGAUGUGAAAUCAGGUGCAUGUGGAACAGUUGUUAGAAAUGCUGAGAUGAAGAUUGUUGAUCCUCAAAAUGACUCCUCUUUGCCUAGAAAUCAACCUGGUGAAAUUUGUAUUAGAGGCGACCAAAUCAUGAAAGGUUAUCUAAACAACCCGGAAGCAACGAGGGAAACAAUAGACAAGGAAGGUUGGUUGCAUACUGGUGACAUUGGAUUCAUUGACGAUGAUGAUGAGUUGUUCAUAGUUGAUAGACUUAAAGAAUUGAUUAAAUACAAAGGUUUUCAAGUUGCUCCAGCUGAACUUGAAGCCAUUAUUCUCUCACAUCCUCAAAUUUCCGAUGUCGCUGUCGUCCCAAUGUUAGAUGAAGCAGCUGGUGAGGUGCCAGUAGCAUUUGUUGUAAGAUCAAAUGGAAGUAUUGACACAACUGAGGAUGACAUUAAGAAGUUCGUCUCCAAACAGGUUGUGUUUUACAAAAGAAUAAACAGAGUAUUCUUCAUUGAUGCCAUUCCCAAGUCACCUUCAGGCAAAAUAUUAAGAAAGGACCUAAGGGCUAAGCUUGCAGCUGGUGUUCCAAAUUAAUCAAUCAGUUCCCAUAUACCAUGUAUUUUAUUCACAACCUGUUAUAAAAAUGUAUCAUAUCAUUGAGACCGAAUGAAAUUAGACAUGUUUUGUUUAACUAGCUCAUAAGUAAGGUUUGAUUAAAUCA
Messenger RNA from Medicago truncatula (barrel medic), 1885 nucleotides. Its product is annotated as 4-coumarate--CoA ligase 1. Gene Ontology annotation, molecular function: CoA-ligase activity. The record is from RefSeq and is a predicted model, not a curated record. Bases 124 to 1758 code for a protein of 544 amino acids. The transcript has 5 exons. NCBI's taxonomy places the organism in Eukaryota, Viridiplantae, Streptophyta, Magnoliopsida, Fabales, Fabaceae.